Molecule: messenger RNA, 2459 nt
Organism: Grammomys surdaster
Lineage: Eukaryota; Metazoa; Chordata; Mammalia; Rodentia; Muridae
Gene: Rccd1
Product: RCC1 domain containing 1
Exons: 10
Coding region: 844-1974 (376 amino acids)
Source: RefSeq, a predicted model, not a curated record
GCCAAUCAGUGAAGGCACAGGUACUACCGCUUCCUGUCUGUACAUCAGUCCUGCGCUUGUUCAGUAGUGAACCACCUCCCUCCUUGUUCAAAGGGAAUGGAGAGUCCCAGGGCUUGGUCUUCGCCCGCCGUUCCCCCCGGAUCUUCAUGAGUAUUCAUUCAGUGGUUCCAACAGCGUCCAUUGCUGUCGGCGGCCACCGGAGCACCCACUGCCUGGAGCGGCCCGGAUUGGCUUGGCAAAGGGCAGGUAUCGGGGCGCAUGUGUGCACGUCAAGUGGGCCCCAGUGGUGACGUCACCGCCCAUACCUGCGAUUGGCUCCGAAAAGCUGCCGCAUCCAAUGACCGCUUUGCUUGGCGGGGUCCUUUAAAUGUGUUCUGCCCCGCCGCCAGUCUGUUCCGGAGCCGCGCACUACUACGCGUUUGCCAUUUCCGAGUCGAAUGAAGUGGCGUUGCAUUUGGAACCGUGCGACUGUCUAUUUCAGCGUGAGCUCCCUGGGGCCCAUAGUCACCUCAUUAAGCCAAAGGAAACGCGCAACAAAGACUUCUUGAAAGAAUAAAAGACCGAGUAAGGUCCAGUGGAAAUUGUCCAAAUGCUUCUGAAAUCCGUGGGACGCUGGAUUUGAGCCAAAAGUAGAAGAAGCGGUCAGCUGCAGACAGUUCAACAGUCACAAAUCUGAUAAUGCUGCUGCAACCCCUUGGAAGGCCAGAUUCGCCAGCGUUCCUGAGGUGUCCAGUUUGCAAGAAUCUCCUUGGGUUGCAGCCUUAAUCUCACAUCCCUUAGUCCAUACCCCAGCUAAGUGUGUGUGUCCUCCACCCCCACCCCCACCCCCGGCUCAACCUGAACAUGGCCGAGAAACGGCAUGGAGCCUGGUUCGGCUUUGGUUUCUGUGGCUUUGGGCAAGCGCUGGGCUCUGGGACCGACCAUCAUUCAGUGCACAGUCCUGAACCACUGCAUGCCAGUGAUGAUAUUUGCCAAGUGAGCGCAGGCUGGAGCUACACCGCCCUGGUGACCCGUGGAGGCCGGGUGGAACUGUCGGGUUCUGUGAGCGGUGCAGCAGACGGCUGCAAGGACGCGUGGGCUUCAGAGGGACUCCUGGUGGUGCUGCGCCACAAGGGCGGGUCUGGCACGGAACUGCAGGCCUGGGUACCAGGUUCUGCGCUACAGGGGGAGCCCCUCUGGGUCCAGAACUUGGUUUCUGGGGCAGAAGCCCAAGAGAAAGAUGAACCCAGCAGUGAGUCUAGGAUAGGGACCCUGCCAUUGCUGCCCUGCGCCCGUGCCUAUGUGACCCCACAGCCACCCUUCUGCCAGCCUUUGGCCCCAGAGCUGCGGGUACGCCAGCUGGAGCUGGGUGCUGAGCAUGUGCUGUUGCUGUGCGAAGCUGGCCAGGUGUUCUCCUGGGGUGGGGGCAGGCAUGGACAGCUGGGCCACGGGACGCUGGAGGCAGAACUGGAGCCACGGCUGUUGGAGGCGCUGCAAGGCCUGCGGAUGGCUGAGGUGGCCGCGGGUGGCUGGCACUCUGUGUGUGUGAGUGAAACUGGGGAUAUUUAUAUCUGGGGCUGGAAUGAGUCAGGACAGCUGGCCCUUCCCACAAGGAGCAGGACAGAGAAGAAAACAGUGAGAGAGGAAGAAUUGAAAGAAGAUGGUCUCAAAGAAGAGGAGGCAGCUACGGCUGAUGCCGGAGCUCCUGCCGACUUCAUAGCCAUCCAGCCCUUCCCAGCUCUACUGGAUCUUCCCCUGGGCUCAGAUGCAGUCAAGGCCAGCUGCGGAUCCCGACACACGGCUGUCGUGACGAGAACAGGAGAACUCUAUACCUGGGGCUGGGGUAAAUAUGGCCAGCUUGGCCACAAGGACAGCACCAGCUCGGAUCGACCCUGCCGUGUGGAAUACUUUGCAGAAAGACAACUUGAAGUAAGGGCUGUCACGUGUGGACCCUGGAAUACCUAUGUCUAUGCAAUGGAAAGAGAGAAAAGCUGAAAAGCUCAGGUGGAUCCCUAGGCGAGAAUGAACUCUUACUUCAACAUGCUGUCCUAGGUGCAUGGAAACAUAAGGUUUUGAAACAAGGUCACAAUGAUCUACCCUGCCUCCUAAGUGCUGGGAUUAAAGGUGCAUGACUUAAUAAGGCAAAUCUUACAAAGCAUGUAUGAAAGAGUUGAAUAUGUAUAUUUCUGGAGUAGUGCCAGGGAUCAAAACACCCAAGGCCUUCCAUGUGCACCAACAGCUUACCUGUACCUAGCCCAGAACCUUUAAUAGCUGCAAAAUGAGAAUACUCCCAAAUGAAAAUAAGGAGUAAAUUCAAACUAUUCUGAGAAUAGAUUCUUUUAAUGAGUUUAAUCUAUAGAUCGAAGCAACCAUUGAUUUGGAGAGAAAUAAAUGUAUUUAAAAGGUAACUAUAUACAUUUUUAUUUUAAUAUAUUUAAAAACAUACAUAUAUAUAUGAGUAAACAGCAUACUGAUACAGA